AUGAAUUCACCAGUAUACGUUUUAAACACUGCUGCUAAGCGUGAAAAUCAAAGAGAAGCCCAACAAGGUAUUUUCCUUGCUGUUAAGGCAAUUUCAAGUAUUAUUAAAACUUGUUUAGGUCCAAAAGCAAUGUUAAAGAUGAUUUUAGAUCCAAUGGGUACUACAAUUUGUACUAACGAUGGUAAUGCAAUUUUAAGAGAAAUUGAUGUAACUCACCCAGCAGCAAAAAGUAUGAUCGAACUUAGCAGAGCUCAAGAUGAAAAUGUUGGUGAUGGUACAACUUCAGUAGUUAUUUUAGCAUCAGAAAUUUUAAAUAGUUCAGAACAAUUUUUAGAGAAAAAAAUUCACCCACACUAUAUUAUUAAAGCUUUUCGUAUGGCAUUAGAUAACGCCAUCGAUAUUGUUGAUCAAUAUUCUGUUCCAAUCGAUUUAAAUAAAAAGGAUGAAGUUCUCAAGGUUAUUCAAUCAUGUAUUGGUACAAAAUUCAUUGGUAAAUGGGGUAGUUUAAUGUGUAACCUCGCUUUAGAUGCCGUUUUAACUGUUCAUAUUCAAGACGAAGAUGGUCGUAGUGAAAUCGAUAUCAAAAGAUAUGCCAAAGUAGAAAAGAUUCCAGGUGGUGAUAUUUCAGAUUGCAGAGUUAUUAAAGGUGUUAUGUUAAAUAAAGAUGUAACUCAUCCAAAGAUGAGACGUGUUAUCAAGAACCCAAGAAUCAUUUUAUUAGAUUGUUCACUCGAAUACAAGAAAGGUGAAUCCGAUACCAUGGUCGAUAUUACCAACGAAGAUGACUUUGCUGCUCUCUUAAAGAUCGAAGAAGAAUAUGUUCAACGUAUUUGCGAAGAUAUUAUCAAAUUAAAACCAGAUCUUGUUUUCACUGAAAAAGGUGUCUCUGAUCUUGCUCAACACUUUUUCGUUAAAAAAGGUAUCACCUGUCUCCGUCGUCUUAAAAAGAGUGAAAAUAAUCGUAUUGCUCGUAUCUCUGGUGCAACUAUUGUUUCUAGAACUGAUGAACUUCAAGAAUCAGAUGUUGGUACUGGUUGUGGUCUCUUUGAAAUCCGUAAGAUUGGUGAUGAAUACUUUACUUUCUUAGAAGAAUGCAAAGAACCAAAAGCCUGUACUAUUCUCUUAAGAGGUGCAAGCAAAGAUAUUUUAAAUGAAAUCGAAAGAAAUCUUACCGAUGCUCUUAAUGUUGCCAGAAAUAUUGUUUUAGAUCCACGUCUUGUCCCAGGUGGUGGUGCUAUCGAAAUGGCCGUCUCACAAGCUCUUUCAGAAAAAUCAAAAUCAAUUGAAGGUCUCUACCAAUUACCAUAUAAAGCUCUCGCUCAAUCACUCGAAGUCAUUCCAAGAAUCCUCGGUCAAAAUUGUGGUGCCAACACUGUCAAACUCUUAACCGAAUUAAGAGCUAAACAUGCUUCAAAUCCAACUGAAAACUAUACUUUUGGUAUCGAUGGUGAUAAAGGUACUAUUGUUGAUAUGAAAGAUUUAGGUGUUUGGGAUACUCAUUCAGUUAAAAUUCAAACUCUCAAAACUUCAAUCGAAAACGCUUGUACACUUCUUAGAGUAGAUCACAUUUCAUCAACUUCAAAUAUUUAAAUUUACAAUUUUUUUCUAAAUUUAAAUUUUUAGAAAAAAAAAAAAAAAAAAAAAUAAAAAAACAAUAAAAAAUAAAAAAAUAUAAUAUAUAUACAAAAAAAAAUUACAAAAAAAAACAUCGGUGAUUAUAAAGCUACAAU
Molecule: messenger RNA, 1730 nt
Organism: Dictyostelium purpureum
Lineage: Eukaryota; Evosea; Eumycetozoa; Dictyosteliales; Dictyosteliaceae
Exons: 2
Coding region: 1-1590 (529 amino acids)
Biological process (GO): protein folding
Cellular component (GO): chaperonin-containing T-complex
Molecular function (GO): ATP hydrolysis activity; ATP-dependent protein folding chaperone; ATP binding
Source: RefSeq, a predicted model, not a curated record